This is a messenger RNA of Plasmodium coatneyi, 1302 nucleotides long. RefSeq lists its product as uncharacterized. The coding region runs from base 687 to 1298 and encodes 203 amino acids. The record is from RefSeq and is a predicted model, not a curated record. The transcript has 5 exons. NCBI's taxonomy places the organism in Eukaryota, Apicomplexa, Aconoidasida, Haemosporida, Plasmodiidae.
AAUUCUCGCAAAAUUAAAUGUUGAAGGAAAAAAUUGGUGCUUCAGUAUGAAUCAUGGCAUAUCAUGUAAUUUAAUAUAAUGUAUCAUUGUUUUUGUUAACUUUUAAACUUCUUCGAGUACUCAUUGAAAUUAUGUCAACUGAAUAAAUAUAUGUAUGUCAGCAUAAAAAGGUAAAUAUGCCUCUUCACGAGCUAGAAAAUUGGUACCUUUCCGUUCAGCAAUUUGGCAAUUCCUCGCUCAGCCGUUCACAGAUUGGCAGAUUAGCGGAUUGCCAUUCACCCGAUUGAUUGGCGGCUUACAGAUUAGCACCGUAGCGGCUUGCCCCGUUCAUCGUCCAAACGGGCAAUUCAGCAUCGCAGGUAAACACUUAAACGCUGCGCCUUUUGCACAUGAGCAGAAAUGCUUCCAAGUUAAAAAAAACAAUGUGAACAGAGGGUGAGUUAAAAAAUUGUUAUGUACACGUUUGCAAGGUUUUAUAAUCAUGACUCGCACUACGAUUUGUGCACAUGAACGUAAAUUAUUUUUUCGUAAGCUGAUAUAACUAGAUCAAAUGCAACCUGUUGAGAACAGGAAGGAAAAAAAAUACAUACGAAGGGUGUCAAACGUGCCAAACGUGUAAAGGGAGGAAAUGCCUUAAAAACACAUUUUGUGUUACAACCAUUGCGAGGAGAAAAGAAAAAAUAAAAAUGCAUUCACACACAGAUUUUCUUUUUUCCGCAAGUGUGAGAAAAAUUAAUAAGCAAUUCGCGAAAAAACCAUUUUGUUCAUUAGCCAAAUUUUGCAAAAAUCACAGCAUCUUCCUGAUGCGAAAGAAUCCCUUUUCAGAACAAAUAAUAAUCGACUCAAUAAAAAAAGCCCAAAAUGAACUAGAUAGGGGCUCUCUGUAUUCACUACAGGAGUCAGUCAAUAGCAAUUGUAACUGCCUGAAUGAAGAAAAAAAGGCCAAAUUCCGAAAGGCCCUUGAUGAAUUAAAUGCUCUGCUAACUGUUAAGUCGAACUUGAAGGAGGAGAAAAUUCAAAUAUUAACUGAAAGGAAUUCGGACGGGUAUAAAAAUAAAGAAAUUUUGGGUCUAUUCAUCACGGGUUUUUUCUUUGCCAUCGGUUCAGUCACCCACUCUGUUUUUUAUUUGGUGAGUGUCUACGGUCUUUAUGUACUGCAUAAAGCCUCCAAGGAAAAUGAUGGCAAAAUUUACGUUGAGAGAAAAUUAAAUGAAAAUAAGGAUAAAUUGUUAAGGAAUAAAAAAAAUAUACAAACCAUUUUGUCCGCACUGGAGCAGGAUUUGAUAAGCAAAAAAUAGAAGC